This is a messenger RNA of Lingula anatina, 2542 nucleotides long. Its product is annotated as acetylcholine receptor subunit alpha-like 1. Lineage: Eukaryota; Metazoa; Brachiopoda; Lingulata; Lingulida; Lingulidae. Gene Ontology annotation, biological process: monoatomic ion transmembrane transport. Gene Ontology annotation, cellular component: postsynaptic membrane. The record is from RefSeq and is a predicted model, not a curated record. Gene Ontology annotation, molecular function: transmembrane signaling receptor activity; acetylcholine-gated monoatomic cation-selective channel activity.
CGUCGCUUCACUAAAAGGAAUUCAUUUGAUCAGGAGAGUAGUGGCGCGGCAGCUAAAAUAAUCGAAGAUACUUCUCAAUUUUAGCAGUUGUUCAAUCAUUGUUCGCACGGUUCGAAUUAACCCUGGCACAUUCAUUGAAUAUACUGACUAUAAAAAGUGACGAGUGCGUGUUUAAGAUUAGUUGAAUUAGACACCAGUUUGAGGACGUUCUCUGCACAGCGAGAUGGUUUACCAAAACUAUAACGCAGCUAGUAAGAAGCUUCGAUGAAAUAAGCGAGGGUUGAGAGGAAACGGCUGGGACGAUAUCACUGCCCCGGGUGCCAUAGGCAUGAUAGCAUAGGAAAACAGAGUUAACCGCGUGACACUGGUCAGGACAGAGACUCCCAACCGUGGCACAGGUGCACGAAGUGGAAAGCAUUAACACGAAAGAGCAGUUCAUUUCUCUGACCACUUAGUCCGAUGGAAAUCAUAUGGUGAACAGAAUGGUGCUCGGAGCGUCUGUCAUCCUGUUGUUCACGUUUAAAGUUUGUGAGGGAACAGCAGAUGCUAAGCGACUUUAUGACGACUUGCUGUAUAAAAGCGGCUAUAAUAAGCUUAUCCGUCCUGUGGGAAACAACAGCGAUAAGCUGACCGUAAAACUGGGACUCCGGUUGACACAACUGAUUGAUGUAGAUGAGAAGAACCAGAUCAUGACUACCAACGUGUGGCUGAUGCAUGAAUGGGACGACUACAAACUGCGGUGGAACCCUAAAGAUUAUGGUGGGGUGAAUAUACUGUACGUCCCUGCAGACAGAAUCUGGCUUCCGGAUGUAGUGUUGUAUAAUAACGCAGAUGGCAAUUAUGAGGUCACCCUAAUGACGAAAGCAACCGUUCAUCCGACAGGAAAGGUGCAAUGGGAGCCGCCCGCUAUUUACAAGAGUGCCUGUCCCAUCAACGUGGAAUUCUUCCCUUUUGAUGAACAAACUUGUAUUAUGCAAUUUGGGUCAUGGACUUACGAUGGUUUCCAAGUGGAUUUAAAGCACAUAUGCCAGCCAGAUGAUUACAAUGAUGACUAUGAAAUCGGCUAUGGCAUUGACCUAAAGGACUACUCACGCAGUGUCGAGUGGGACUUACUAAGUGUUCCUGCCAGACGCAAAGCCAAAUACUAUACUUGCUGUCCUGAGCCUUAUCCUUUUAUUAUUUUUAACGUAACCUUGCGUAGAAAAACUCUUUUCUACACUGUUAAUCUGAUAAUCCCCUGUGUGGCUAUUUCUUUCCUUACUGUUUUGACGUUCUACCUCCCAUCAGACAGCGGCGAGAAGAUUACUUUGUGUAUCUCCAUUCUGCUUUCACUCACUGUGUUUUUCUUGCUAUUGGCCGACCUGAUUCCGCCGACUUCAAUUGUGGUUCCCCUCAUCGGGAAGUACCUGCUCUUCACCAUGAUACUGGUAUCUGUGUCAAUUAUCGUGACGGUCGUGGUGCUGAAUGUCCACUUCCGAAGUCCAUCUACCCACGUGAUGUCACCUUGGGUUAAGAAGGUUUUCCUCCAGAUUCUACCGAGACUGCUGAUGAUGCGGCGACCCACGCCGGAAGGGGAAAAGACGCCAAAGGUGAUGGUGCGGGCUUGCAAUGGAAUGGAGAUGCGAGACGCUUUCGGAAACAGUCGACAAAAUUGCGAUGCAAAUCAUAUGGGUCACGAAGAAAUCUUGCUCCUUGGGCAGGAGGAAAGGAACCCCGGACUGAGGAAACGAAAAUAUCCAGUCCACAUCCAGAAAGCGUUGGAAGGUGUAACAUUUAUCUCCGACCACCUAAAGAACGAAGAUGUUGAAGACAUGGUAAAAGAAGAUUGGAGGUAUGUAGCCAUGGUGUUGGAUCGGCUUUUUCUGUGGAUUUUCACUACAGCAUGCUUGGUUGGAACUCUCGGUAUAAUCCUGCAGGCUCCCACACUCUAUGACGACAGAAUGCCACUAAAAACCGCUUUAUUACAGAGCUGUUUUCCUUUCAACCAAUAGCAGACAUCACACAAUGCUAAGUAACAUAAUGCUUGGUAGCGGCUCAAUGGAGUUUCACUGCGACUGAACAUUGAUGCCAGUUUUUAUAUUUUACUCAUUUUGUGCAAUUUGUGUCGCCGGAUUCCUUUAAUAUAAACUUAGGUACUUAUUACCAUAUAUUUCUUCAUAAAUCAAUUAAUGUACCAAUUAAACUUGUAUAUUUUUUCUGGACUGUAUGGUGCAUACAUGUGUACAUGUAUCGUGAAGACGUACGUUUCUUGCAGUAAAAUAUCAGCAUAAAAUCCACUUCAAUAUAUGCAAUUACAUGUGUGUAAAUACUGAAUGAUGCAAAUAACAAAACAUAUCGUCAGUGUAAUGUGUGUUUGUGUGUUGAUUCAGCCUAUUUAAAGAUACAAGGAUUAGGACAAGGUUAUGAGUGACACAGUGUUUUGCCACAUAGAUCCCGACCACUCUAGGAAUAAAGAGACGUUGACAGAAACCAAAUUAUUAUAAAAAAUUAGUUUUAAAAUUGCCGGCGAGGCACUGGAGCAAAUGACAUCGACGCUGAAGAA